GCGACACAACAAGUUGCAAGGAUCUAUACCUGACUCAAUGAGAAACAUGGUAGGCUUGGAAUUCCUAGACCUUUCUCAUAAUAAUAUAACAGGAAUCAUUCCCAUGUCUUUGGAGAAACUUCAAUACCUCAAGUAUUUCAAUGUUUCUGACAACAAAUUGUAUGGUGAAAUACCCUCGGGGGGUCCUUUCAAGAACCUCUCGAGUCAGUUUUUCAUCGACAAUGAAGCAUUGUGUGGUUCUUCAAGAUUUAGUGUCCCGCGAUGCCCCACUUCAUCAAAGCACAGAUCAAAUAGGAAACAAAUGUUUGCUCUAUUUCUUAUGCUGGGAAUUGCACUUGUAUUUGUUCCUAUUGCCUUUGUGUUCGUAUGGAUUAGGUAUAGAAGAGGUAAAAGAGUUCCUCAACGAGCUGAUUCAUUGUCUAUCGCAACAACGGAAAGAAUUUCAUACUAUGAACUACUCCAAGCAACUGAUUCACUUAGCGAGAGUACUAAUCUGAUUGGUUCUGGAAGUUUUGGCUCUGUUUACAAAGGCGUUCUCAGGAGUGGGACUGCCAUUGCAGUUAAAGUGUUCAAUCUGCAACUGGAAGCGGCAUUCAAGAGUUUUGAUACAGAAUGUGAAGUUUUACGCAGCCUUCGCCACAGGAAUCUCGUGAAAGUCAUCACUAGUUGCUCCAACCUUGAUUUUAAGGCUUUAGUGCUCGAGUAUAUGCCUAAUGGAAGUCUUGACAAGUAUUUGUAUUCGCACAACUACUUCCUAGACAUCAGACAGAGACUAAGCAUUAUGAUAGAUGUGGCAUGUGCGUUGGAAUAUUUUCAUCAUGGAUGCUCCUCUCCCGUGAUUCACUGUGAUCUGAAGCCUAGUAACGUCUUGCUGGAUGUGGAUAUGGUUGCCCACCUAAGCGACUUUGGUAUUUCAAAACUGCUUGGUCAAGAUGAGAGUGAUUUAUACACAAAAACCUUAGCAACAUUUGGUUAUAUAGCACGGGAGUAUGGGCUGGAUGGACUAGUGUCAAUAGAAUGUGACAGGUAUCCGAGAUUUCUUCACUCUUUUUGGUAGGAAAUUAAUAGACUCCAGGGCACCUCUCUGGGUAUGAGUACAGCGUAUCACCCACAAACUUAUGGCAGUGCUGCAGAUGAUUUAGUCGAGAAGUACAUGCUGAAGAGAGAUGAUGUUUUGGUGCUACUUAAGAACAACUUGUCCCAAGGCUCAAGGGUGGCCAAUUGAAUAUAUUUCACCCAAAUUAUAAUGCGUAUGUGUCAAGUAUCCAUUUGUACAUUGUGGCACGAACUCUACGCACAAGUUUAAAGUUUUUCUUUAAAAAAAAAUAAAAUUGCAAGACUUGGUUGUCCAAUUGG
Solanum tuberosum (potato) is the source of this 1356-nucleotide messenger RNA. Its product is annotated as probable LRR receptor-like serine/threonine-protein kinase At3g47570. NCBI's taxonomy places the organism in Eukaryota, Viridiplantae, Streptophyta, Magnoliopsida, Solanales, Solanaceae. The coding region runs from base 38 to 1057 and encodes 339 amino acids. Gene Ontology annotation, molecular function: ATP binding; protein binding; protein kinase activity. The transcript is spliced from 3 exons. The record is from RefSeq and is a predicted model, not a curated record. Gene Ontology annotation, biological process: protein phosphorylation.